AGUGACUUAGUUUUUUUUUUUUAAAGUUUCAGUAAGAAAAAAGUUUUGAAACUCCUCCAGAGCUUGGGCGGCCUCCCCUCAGUAGUUAUAUUUUGUCCUGCCUUGGGAAGAUAAAAGAAAAAUAUAUCCUUGGUUACUCGAGGAGGUGUGAUUCUGAAGGGAGAUUUAGUCGAGCAGGAUGAAUGCAUUGGCAGCAACCAGCAGGAACUUCAAGCAGGCAGCUAAGCUGCUGGCCCUCGACUCCAAGCUGGAGAAAAGCUUGCUCAUCCCAUUCCGGGAGAUCAAGGUUGAAUGCACAAUCCCAAAAGAUGAUGGGACUUUAGCAUCCUACGUUGGUUUUAGGGUUCAACAUGACAAUGCUAGGGGACCUAUGAAGGGUGGAAUCAGAUACCACCAUGAGGUUGAUCCUGAUGAGGUCAAUGCCUUGGCACAACUAAUGACAUGGAAAACAGCUGUGGCCAACAUACCUUACGGAGGAGCUAAAGGUGGAAUAGGAUGCAGUCCUGGAGAACUGAGCAUCUCAGAGCUUGAGCGGCUUACCCGAGUUUUUACUCAGAAAAUCCAUGACUUGAUUGGCAUCCAUACUGAUGUUCCAGCUCCAGAUAUGGGUACCAACUCCCAGACAAUGGCAUGGAUACUUGAUGAGUACUCAAAGUUCCAUGGUUACUCACCUGCUGUGGUGACAGGAAAGCCUGUUGACCUUGGAGGCUCAUUGGGAAGAGAUGCAGCUACCGGAAGGGGAGUUCUGUUUGCUACUGAAGCUUUGCUUGCAGAGCAUGGUAAAGGCAUUGCAGGUCAGCGUUUCGUUAUACAGGGAUUCGGUAAUGUUGGUUCCUGGGCAGCUCAACUGAUCACUGAAGCUGGUGGCAAGGUGAUUGCUAUCAGUGAUGUCACAGGCGCUGUCAAGAACGUCAACGGCCUUGACAUCGCCCAGCUAGUGAAGCACUCGGCACAGAACAGAGGGAUCAAGGGCUUCAAUGGAGGAGAUGCGAUCGAUCCGAACUCACUGCUCACAGAAGAGUGUGAUGUCCUCGUCCCGGCAGCACUCGGGGGAGUCAUAAACAGGGAUAAUGCUAACGAUAUUAAAGCAAAGUACAUCAUCGAGGCUGCCAAUCACCCCACAGACCCUGAAGCAGAUGAGAUCCUGUCGAAGAAAGGCGUUCUCAUCCUGCCCGACAUACUCGCCAACUCUGGUGGUGUCACGGUGAGCUACUUCGAGUGGGUUCAGAACAUCCAGGGGUUCAUGUGGGACGAGGAGAAGGUGAACGCGGAGCUCCGGACAUACAUGACGCGCGCCUUCGCGGACGUGAAGCAGAUGUGCCGGAGCCACAACUGCGACCUCCGCAUGGGCGCUUUCACCCUCGGCGUCAACCGCGUCGCCCGAGCCACCGUCCUCAGGGGAUGGGAAGCCUGAUCAAGAUCACAUCUUCAUACCAUGCUCUGUGUCUUUGUGUCAGUGUCCUCUCGCGCGUUUUUCUUGAGCCUAAUUUUUCUUUUGGUUACUGAUCAACGGGAGGUUUGAGGAAAACAAGUUCAGCUAAUAAUUUCAUGACGUGUGUAUCUCUUUCUAGAGAUCAGUUGAGGGAACAAACAGAAGUAAUAAAUCUGUAAUUCCUAGAUGAGAUGCUUGUUGGUUUGCAAGCUGCAAUGCCAUAUAGUUUCUUUUGCAA
Molecule: messenger RNA, 1670 nt
Organism: Panicum virgatum (switchgrass)
Lineage: Eukaryota; Viridiplantae; Streptophyta; Magnoliopsida; Poales; Poaceae
Product: glutamate dehydrogenase
Exons: 10
Coding region: 179-1414 (411 amino acids)
Biological process (GO): L-glutamate catabolic process
Cellular component (GO): mitochondrion
Molecular function (GO): L-glutamate dehydrogenase (NAD+) activity
Source: RefSeq, a predicted model, not a curated record